This is a messenger RNA of Anopheles cruzii, 2271 nucleotides long. RefSeq lists its product as uncharacterized. The record is from RefSeq and is a predicted model, not a curated record. Gene Ontology annotation, biological process: regulation of DNA-templated transcription. Gene Ontology annotation, molecular function: DNA-binding transcription factor activity, RNA polymerase II-specific; RNA polymerase II cis-regulatory region sequence-specific DNA binding. Bases 73 to 2148 code for a protein of 691 amino acids. The transcript is spliced from 6 exons. Lineage: Eukaryota; Metazoa; Arthropoda; Insecta; Diptera; Culicidae.
UGCCCCUGGUUCUCUGGUCUCUUUUCUUGCUCUUUCUCGCAACGGACCCGCAACGGACGGUACAGAGUCAGAAUGCAGAUACAACACGUCCGGGACCUGUGCGCCGUACCGGGGGCCGCCGCCGCCGCCGAGCUCAACUGCACGGGCGACAUCCUGUCGGUGCAGAACCUGCUGCCACAGCUAGCGGCACCGGAAAACAAACCGCACCAGUGCCAGCAGUGCUUGAAGAGCUUCUCCUCCAACCAUCAGCUGGUGCAGCACAUCCGCGUCCACACCGGCGAGAAACCCUACAAAUGUUCCUACUGUGAUCGAAAGUUCAAGCAGCUUUCCCAUGUGCAGCAGCACACGCGCCUGCAUACCGGUGAACGCCCGUACAAGUGCCACCUGCCAGACUGCGGUCGCGCAUUUAUUCAGCUUUCCAACUUGCAACAGCAUUUACGAAACCACGAUGCCCAAGUCGAGCGUGCCAAGAGUCGCCCAUUCCACUGUAACCUGUGCGGCAAGGGCUUCGCUACCGAGUCCAGUUUACGGACCCACACCUCCAAGGAGUUACAACUACACCUGGGCGUACUGCAGCAGCAUGCGGCUCUGAUCAGCAACUCCAACAGUGUGACGUGCAAUGUGUGCAGCAAAAUUUUCCUCGGCGUCGAAGCGCUGAACGAGCACAUCAAGUACACACACAAAGAAGUGGCUGUUAAACGGCGCGUGGCGAACCACCCCUGCCCGAUGUGUGGCAAGCACUACGUCAACGAGGGCUGCCUCCGGAAGCAUCUGCUGACGCACCCGCGGACCCCGACAUUCCGAUCCAACUUGCAGAUGUGGCCGUGCUCGGUGUGCCAGGCGGUGUUUACGCAUGAAUCGGGGUUGAUUACGCACAUCGAGCACAUGAAGAUGGACCCGAAGCACCAGUUUGCGGCCCAGUACAUGUUCACCAAGGCCGUGGUCGAGCAGCGAGAGAAGGAGUCAGGCCUGGUGGGUAUGGCCGGUCUCUCGAACCCGAUGGCCGCCGUCAAGGAGCUGACCCACAACAGCAUCUCCCCGCUGAACUACUCGGAAAACUCGUCCACGAUGGGCUCGGAGAAGAAUGGCGAUGGCGGUGGGACGACGGGCACCGUUGGGGAAGGGGGCAGCGGGAGCGGGGCGGGUGGUGGGUCCACGGUAUUCGAUAACCAUCGGUUGCCGAACCCACACGGGCUCCCGUUCGGGGCGACGCUCGGCGGCGGCAACAACGGCAGUGGCGUCUCCGGCCUGAUCGGCACCGGUGGUGAACCGGGCGGAGGAGGGACGGCGGGAGGGGGCGCCGGUGACGGGCCCCUGUGUGGUGGGGGCGGUGGGGGCGGAGGCAAUACGAUGGAUAACAAUAAUAGUCAAUUUUCGCGCAUGAUGAUGAUACAGGAGCCAAAGUUCGAGCCGGACCUGAUGCUGCCGGCGGACGGGACGCCGUCCGCCGUGCAGGCGGCCGUCGUGAACCUGGCGACGGCCAUGCGCAUCGGGCAGACGUUCAAGAACAGCUCCGCCAUGCACGGCGGCGACCUGCACGGUAACGCGAACCUUGCUAACCGUCAAAAAUAUCCCGUGGCGUCUACAGAGUCCCCGCUCGGUCAGAACCACUGUCCGGCCACCUCGGAGACGGCGAUACGGAUCCAGCAGGCGGAAGCGAUCCUGCGCUCGCAGGCCGAGGCCGCCCUGCGGCUCGCCGUCUCGCAGGCGCAGGCCGUCGUCUCGUCCAACGCCAGCAUCGGCAACGGCAUCGGCGGCGGCCUCGGCAACGGUAUCGGCGGCGGCCUCGGUGGUGGUGGCGGUGGCAUUGGUGGCGGUGGAUCCGCGGGCUCCGGUGGCGUCCCGCUCGGUAGUCUGCUGGGGCACGCGCACAAUCCGCACGGUCCGUCGCUCGGUCGUUGCCACGAGGACACGCGCUCUGGCGACACCUGUGCCACCUUCGAUCCGACGGGCGAGCACCUGCGGGCGGCCAUGCGCGAGCACCACCACCAUCAGCAACAGCAACAGCAACAGCAACAGCAACAGCAACACCAGCAGCAGCAGCAGGCGAACGACGACUGCCACCCGUUCGCGCACAGCCCGGUGCAGCGCAAUGGCCUAGACUUAACCGACGAGUUCCUAAAGAGUGAGAACGUGCUGAAGGGAUGAGUGUAGAGCCGGGCACGUUCUCGAUCUCGCCACACUAGCCCGUGGCCGGGCCGGGCCGGGCCGGAUUUUCAUAGCUUUUUCCGGGAGCACCGUUUGUGAGAGAAGCACAGAAAGACACAGAGA